AUGUCUUCCACAGGUUACGCCGCCGACGACGUCUUGUUCCACAAUGAGAACUUGGCUCGCGUCAUUUCUUUGAACAGAUUGAAGAAAUUGAAUUCCUUGGACACCUCCAUGGUGACCAAGAUUGGUCCUCGUUUGUCUGAAUACGCCAAAUCCGAGGCUGCUUCCAUGGUCAUUUUGACUUCCAAGUCCCCCAAGGCCUUGUGUGCCGGUGGUGACGUUGCUCUGUGUGCUUCGGAAAUCUUGAAGGGUAACCCUGGCUACGCUUCCAACUUCUUCCAGGAGGAAUACAAUGUCAACUACCUCAUUGCCACCUACUCCAAGCCAUACAUUUCCUUGAUGGACGGUAUCACCAUGGGUGGUGGUGUCGGUUUGUCUGUUCACGCUCCUUUCCGUAUUGCUACCGAGAAGACCAAGUUGGCCAUGCCCGAGAUGGACAUUGGUUUCUUCCCUGACGUGGGUACCACUUUCUUUUUGCCACGUUUGGACGACAAGCUCGGCUACUACUACGCCUUGACUGGUGAGGUGUUAAGCGGCUUGGACGCUUACCAGGCCGGUUUCGCUACCCACUUUGUUCCUUCCGAGAGAAUCCCUCAGUUGGUCAAGCGUUUGUCCAACUUGAAGCCUCCUGUGAUCAACAACACCCCAACCGAGGGCACCCUUUUGAAAGACCAGAAGGACUUCUUCAUCCAGGUGAACAUGGCCAUUGAGGAGUUCACCGAGAACAAGUUGCCAGACAACUACAAGUUCCACUUGACUGAGGAGCAGAUCACCUUGAUCAACAAGGCCUUCUCCGAGCCAACUUUCGACGACGCUUUGCAGGUUUUCUUGUACUCCAACACUGAGUUUGGUAAGAAGACCUACGACCGUUUGUCGGCCAAGUCCCCCACAUCUACGCAUAUCGCCUUUGACUUGUUGAACAAGGGUGCCAAAAACAAGAUCCGUGCCCAGUUGGAGUUGGAGAUGGUCUCUGCCACCAACAUGGUCAACCACAAGAUUGAGGAGAACGACUUCGUCAAGGGUGUCAAGCACAAGCUCAUUGACAAGAUCAAGGAGCCAUUCUUCCCUCAGUGGAGCUCUUACGACGCUGAGCGUGUCAGAAAGUUCCAGGAGCCAUCUGUCCACACCGCCAAGCUUGAGACCCCUCUCUUGAAGAGAUUCUUUGGUGUUGACUUCCACCAGUACCCAUUCAACUUUGGCUUGCCAUCCAACCAGGAAAUCGAGAACUACAUCACAGGCCAGGACGGUCUGAACAGAAAGUACUUGCCUACUCCAAAGGAGGUGGUUAGACACUUCAACACCGUGACCAACAACAAGUUGGGUGUAGAGGAGAAGGUGAACAGAGCCUUGGCCUUGCACGGCGAGGCGUCGAAGUAUGACAACAAGUAUGUUUCUUGGAAGGCGUAG
Candidozyma duobushaemuli is the source of this 1404-nucleotide messenger RNA. RefSeq names its product mitochondrial 37S ribosomal protein mS47 (gene EHD3). The record is from RefSeq and is a predicted model, not a curated record. Gene Ontology annotation, molecular function: 3-hydroxyisobutyryl-CoA hydrolase activity. The transcript has a single exon. Lineage: Eukaryota; Fungi; Ascomycota; Pichiomycetes; Serinales; Metschnikowiaceae. Gene Ontology annotation, biological process: L-valine catabolic process. The coding region runs from base 1 to 1404 and encodes 467 amino acids. Gene Ontology annotation, cellular component: mitochondrion.